UACGUGAAAUUUACAUGUAUACGUUUUUAUAGACCAACUACUUUGAGGCUCCCUGCAUAACUGUAGUGCCAUUUCAGACGGUGGCAACUGUUCCAUUGUUCCAGCUUCAGCAGAUAACUGGAAACGCAUACAAAGCUAAGCCAAACAAUUAGGUUCACAACCUUCUGGAACUAGUUAUGCACGUUAGUUAUACACAAUAUGCUUUACAAAUAAAUUGCAUUUCAACCCUCUCACUUUUUCCAAAACAUGUCAACCUGCAAAGAACCAGUAAAAGCAAGGAAUAAAUUAAUUACCCCCAUCUUACCACUGUUGAUUUUAAAUUGACCCUUUCUGUUUGGGGAAACAUUAAUAUAAUAAUAAAAAUAAUGAGUAAAUCUCAUUUGGGGUUAAUGCCUUUAUUUUACAUCAACAUAACAUCAGGGUUUCCGCCACGUUCAUUUCAGUGCGGCGGUCCGCCACGCCUUCGUUCUUCCCCGCCACCCUUCGUGAAAAUUCGGAGCCCGGCGUUUUUCCCGCGCUUGAUCAGCGUUGCCCCGCCCUCUCUCGUUUCUGACACUGGAAUUUGAUCAUCUCGACAGGACACCGGCUGUCAAACUGGACAACUGAAUCCGAGAAUAAACAACCAGGAUAUUUAAUAAAGAACAGUGUUAAACUGCUGAAAGAGGUGAAGCACAAGCCAUCCAGAAGAAUCUCCUGAAAACGCAGAAAUUGUUUGCUACAUUUCACAGACAGAUGGAGCCAAGUCCCGACAUGGAGAAACAUCAGCACUCUGUCAAGAGUUUUACUAAACAGAGUGAUCUCAAAAAACACCAGCGCAUUCACACAGGAGAGAAACCGUAUCACUGCUCAGACUGUGGGAAGAGUUUUAAUCAACAGAGUAAUCUCAAAAAUCACCAGCGCAUUCACACAGGAGAGAAACCGUAUUACUGUUUCGACUGUGGGAAGAGUUUUACUCAACAGAGUCAUCUCAAAAUACACCAGCGCAUUCACACAGGAGAGAAACCGUAUUACUGCUCCGAUUGUGGGAAGAGUUUUACUGAACAGAGUACUCUCAAAAAACACCAGCGCAUUCACACAGGAGAGAAACCGUAUCACUGCUCAGACUGUGGGAAGAGUUUUAAUCAACAGAUUACUCUCAAACUGCACCAGCGCAUUCACACAGGAGAGAAACCGUAUCACUGCUCAGACUGUGGGAAGAGUUUUACUCAACAGAGUAAUCUCAAAAAACACCAGCGCAUUCACACAGGAGAGAAACCAUAUUACUGUUUCGUCUGUGGGAAGAGUUUUACUAAACAGAGUCAUCUCAAACUGCACCAGCGCAUUCACACAGGAGAGAAACCGUAUCACUGCUCAGACUGUGGGAAGAGUUUUAAUCAACAGGGUCAUCUCAAAAUACACCAGCGCAUUCACACAGGAGAGAAACCGUAUUACUGCUCAGACUGUGGGAAGAGUUUUAAUCAUCAGAGUACUCUCAAACUGCACCAGCGCAUUCACACAGGAGAGAAACCGUAUCACUGUUUCGACUGUGGGAAGAGUUUUACUAAACAGAGUAGUCUCAAACUGCAUCAGCGCAUUCACACAGGAGAGAAACUGUAUUACUGUUUCGACUGUGGGAAGAGUUUUAAUCGUCAGAGUAAUCUCAAAAUACACCAGCGCAUUCACACAGGAGAGAAACCGUAUUACUGCUCAGACUGUGGGAAGAGUUUUAAUCAACAGAGUGAUCUCAAAAAACACCAGCGCAUUCACACAGGAGAGAAACCGCAUCACUGCUCCGAUUGUGGGAAGAGUUUUACUGAACAGAGUAGUCUCAAAAUACAUCAACGCAUUCACACAGGAGAGAAACCGUAUCACUGCUCAGACUGUGAUAAGUGUUUUACUACACAGAGUAAUCUCAAAAUACACCAGCGCAUUCACACAGGAGAGAAACCGUAUUACUGUUUCGACUGUGGGAAGAGUUUUACUCAACAGAGUAAUCUCAAAAUACACCAGCGCAUUCACACAGGAGAGAAACCGUAUCACUGUUCAGACUGUGGGAAGAGUUUUACUUUACAGAGUGAACUUAUAUUACAUCAGUGCAUUCACAAAAGAUAGAAAAGUAUCCCAAAUCUGUUCCUCUGCCAUAAAAAAUGCAAACCUUAAAUCUUUCAGACAGCCAAAAACACCUCAUCAUGCACAAAAUCUUCAGUCUGUUACAAGAACUUCAUUUAAAAAUGGCUUUUUACAGGUUCAGAAAAAUGAAUCUUAUC
Messenger RNA from Astyanax mexicanus (Mexican tetra), 2246 nucleotides. Its product is annotated as zinc finger protein 271-like. The record is from RefSeq and is a predicted model, not a curated record. NCBI's taxonomy places the organism in Eukaryota, Metazoa, Chordata, Actinopteri, Characiformes, Acestrorhamphidae. The coding region runs from base 733 to 2091 and encodes 452 amino acids. The transcript is spliced from 2 exons.